Messenger RNA from Macrobrachium nipponense, 1860 nucleotides. It is a transcript of the gene MED4, whose product is annotated as mediator of RNA polymerase II transcription subunit 4-like. The coding region runs from base 1 to 444 and encodes 147 amino acids. Gene Ontology annotation, molecular function: transcription coregulator activity. Gene Ontology annotation, biological process: regulation of transcription by RNA polymerase II. The transcript has 4 exons. Lineage: Eukaryota; Metazoa; Arthropoda; Malacostraca; Decapoda; Palaemonidae. Gene Ontology annotation, cellular component: core mediator complex; mediator complex. The record is from RefSeq and is a predicted model, not a curated record.
AUGGAUUAUGAGUCUGUGGCACUCUAUCAAGCUAGACAGAAGUUACAGAGUAUCACCAAAGCAAACAAACGGCCCGUAAAUAGUGAGGAACUUAUUAAAUAUGCUCACCGUAUUUCUUCAACUUACUCUGUUACUGCACCAACUAACUGGCAACAGGGUGAUCAAAGAAGACCGUACCCAACAGAUUUGGAUAUGAGAGCUGGGUUUUUAGGUCAGAAUGGUCAGUUGUUGCAUACACAGACACACUUAGCUGACUCUUUGACAAGAGGACACCACGCAGAACCGACAUCAUCAGGAAUAGGUGGAACUUUCAGCUGGCAGAUGACAGGAGAUUUGCAGGUCCAUGUAGGUAGUCAUACUACGGUGGUGGAAAAGAAAGAACAAGAAGAUGUUGAAGUCAUGAGCACAGAUUCUUCGUCUUCUUCCUCUUCGGAUUCUCAGUGACAUUACAGAUCAAAAUACUUAGUGACUUCCUCCAGGCACUGAUCUCAUGAUGUUGAGAGUAAAAAUUCCAGAAGCAGUAGUGUUAUCCUUAAUAGUAUUUGUACUGUAGAAUUAGAUUAGAAGUAGAAGGAAAGGCAGUAUGAAAUAUGUUAUAUGGCAUGUUUUGUAUUAUGUACUUGUUUGUAAGUAGUCAAUGAGUGUAAAGAUGUCAACUAUGUAGGGUGUAGAUCUGCCGUGUUUUGUAAUGUUUAACACAGAGUAUUACAAAUACCUCAUUUUGAUUAAUGUAUGUAAUAUGUAAUGUAUUUUGCAAAAACUGCAACUUUUAUUUGAUCCUUUGUAGAAAUGCAAGUUAUUUUCCCAUUAAGGGUUGAAUUACUUCUCAGGGCUUUAUAUCAUGUCCGUUUAAAAAUCUCAUAACUUUUUGCCAACAAAUCGUGGAAAGGUGUACUUUUAUGACUGGAAAUCCCAGAAAAGAGGAAAUUAAUUACAUCUGUGCUUUUCAUGAGGAUUCUGAUUAAAUUGGUCAACACUUCUGUCAAUAUUUUUUACGUAGCUAAUUUCUAGGUGCAUUUUGUAUUAGCAAACUGUUAAAUAUGUUAUUUAAUUUUAACUUUCACCCAGUAAUAAUAGUUCUUAAUAUGGCAUGAGAAUAAGGCAGCUUUUGGGGGGACAACAGUUGUUACAUUCUUAACAGCUGUUUUGUUGCUUUGGUCAACUUGCCUACAAAGUUUUGAAAUUUUUUCAUUAUCUCUCAGACUGUAUUUGAGUUUUGUUUACAUAGACUUUCUGUUCAUUGUUAUGAUCUUUGUCUUGAUUUUUUUUUCUAAGUACCUGAUACAGUACCAUCUUACUCAUGGUUUUCAGCAUAAAUUUACAUCGUGCAGUUUUAUUUUUAAUGGUUUUUAUUGAUGUAAUAUCUAGUGAUAUAGUGGGCUUUAUCAUUGCAUAUUCCAUGUUUUGAUGCAGGAAUUCUCCUUUCUCUACCAAAUUGGCUUCCAUUACAAUAUUAUUAGAGGAGAGGACAUGUGGCAAGUUUGUCUGGCCACUGAUGUUGACUCAAAUAUCCCUGCAGUGUUGUAAGACAGGUAUGGAAUGUGAGACUGAAUGGGAGAGAGAGUGUGUGAUCUGGUAUUAUAAAGAGGUUUCAUGUUCAGAUGGUUGGUAUGAGAAAGAAGUCACUAACAUAAAGCACAAUUACUCUACAGCUUCUGAAUUCUACAAAUCAGAUGCAUGCCAUGUUGGAUUUCUCUGAUAUAUCAUGUUGGCAAGAAGCGUUCCAGCUCUGUUGAUGUUCUUAUCACUUUUGAAAAUUGCAAGCUACUGCAGAAGUUUGUUAUCACAGUUUAUUCAUUCUUAGCUCAAGGUGCAGAAAUUUUUUUUUAUCAGAUUGCUAAGAAAUAGUAAGGUAAGCAU